Myotis brandtii (Brandt's bat) is the source of this 1360-nucleotide messenger RNA. RefSeq names its product UBA domain containing 1 (gene UBAC1). The coding region runs from base 1 to 1218 and encodes 405 amino acids. NCBI's taxonomy places the organism in Eukaryota, Metazoa, Chordata, Mammalia, Chiroptera, Vespertilionidae. Gene Ontology annotation, molecular function: protein binding. The transcript has 11 exons. The record is from RefSeq and is a predicted model, not a curated record.
AUGACGCACUUCCGGCGCGUCGGCGGAUGCAAGCCGGAUGCGAAGAACCACAUAUCCCAGCAUGCCCAGGCGCGCCCUGAGAGGCCCCCCAACAGCACCUGCAGCUUUGGGGUCUCUGGCUGUCGCUUGUUUUCCCCGGAGUGUGCUCAUGGGAGCUUAGAAGACCCCAAAAGUGUCACCCAACACAAGCUGAUCCACGCUGCUUCCAAGCGGGUGCUGAGUGACGCCAAGACCAUCGCGGAGGAGAACGUCCAGGACCACGAUGUCCUGCUGUUGGUGAAAAAGCGAGCGCCAUCUCCGCUUCCUAAGAUGGCCGACGUCUCGGCCGAGGAAAAGAAAAAACAAGAGCAGAAAGCCCCCGACAGAGACGCGAUCGUCCGAGCCACAGCCGGCCUGCCCUCCUGCAACAUGGACCGGGCUGUGGUGCAGACCAGCCUCCGAGACUUCCAGACGGAGCUGCGGAAGAUCCUGCUGUCCCUCAUCGAGGUGGCGCAGAAGCUGCUGGCGCUGAGCCCCGGCGCCGUGGAGUUAUUUACAAAGGCCAAUGCGAUGCUGGAUGAGGACGAGGAGGAGCGGGUGGACGAGACGGCCCUGCGGCAGCUCACGGAGAUGGGCUUCCCCGAGAGCAGGGCCGUGAAGGCGCUUCGGCUGAACCACAUGUCGGUUCCUCAAGCCAUGGAGUGGCUGAUUGAGCACGCGGACGACCCCGCCAUAGACACGCCGCUUCCAGGCCACACCUCGCCGGGUACCACAGGGGCUGAAGCUUCGGCCGAGGCUGCUGCCGGCUCCAGCGAGGACGAUGAGGAGGCCAGAGAUGAGCUCACAGAAAUCUUCAAGAAGAUCCGAAGGAAAAGGGCAUUUCGGGCUGACGCUCGGGCCGUCAUUUCCCUCAUGGAGAUGGGCUUCGACGAGAAGGAGGUGAUGGACGCCCUGAGAGUGAGCAACAACCAGCAGAGCGCCGCUUGCGAGUGGCUGCUGGGGGACCGGAAGCCCUCCCCCGAGGAGCUGGACAAGGGCAUCGACCCCAACAGCCCCCUCUUCCAAGCCAUCCUGGAUAACCCCGUUGUGCAGCUGGGCCUCACCAACCCCAAAACACUGCUCGCGUUUGAGGACAUGCUCGAGAACCCCCUGAACAGCACCCAGUGGAUGAACGACCCAGAGACGGGGCCGGUCAUGCUGCAGAUCUCCAGGAUCUUCCAGACCAUGAACCGCACGUAGGCGGCGCCUGCAUCUCCACUGCCCCAGCGGCCCCGGGGAGGGGCCCUUUUAACUCUCAGCCAGUUGUGGACAGUGUGAAGACCCUGGCUCCGUGGGCUGAGAGGGGUGGGGCCAGGGCUGGAGGGGCUUCUGCCCUGCCCCC